Molecule: messenger RNA, 2200 nt
Organism: Aspergillus pseudonomiae
Lineage: Eukaryota; Fungi; Ascomycota; Eurotiomycetes; Eurotiales; Aspergillaceae
Product: transcription factor domain-containing protein
Exons: 9
Coding region: 70-2058 (662 amino acids)
Biological process (GO): regulation of DNA-templated transcription; DNA-templated transcription
Molecular function (GO): zinc ion binding; DNA binding; DNA-binding transcription factor activity, RNA polymerase II-specific
Source: RefSeq, a predicted model, not a curated record
UAUUUGUGCAGGACGAUGUACGAUCCUUGCUUUUUUCGACUUCGCUCCAUAUUGACCGGGAUUUGAGAUAUGACUGCCGAUCUCGAACAUACGCGUUCUAUUUGCCAGAAGGCCAGCCGUCCUCCUGUCAAACUAGCCUGUCUUUCUUGUCGUGCGUUGCGCAUACGUUGUGAUGGCCAGACAGCUUGCUCCAACUGCGACGCGAAAGGAAGAUCUUGCUCUUAUGUGCCCAGUCGACGAGGCGGACCACGUUCUUGUUCCAAUAGGAAGCAUAAAGCUGCUGCCGUUCGUCUCGAAACAGUAACAUCUGUUGUGGAGGGGGAAAGCCGCCUACCGAAGGCCUCGAGCAAGACGGGGAUGUCGCCUCUCUCGGGAGGUGAAUGGGUCCACCAACUGGGAGGCUUAUGUGGCCCAGGGGCAGGCCUGCGCAGCGUGGAGAUGCCCUUUGCGGAAAUCGACUCUAUAUUUGACUCCAUCUUUGGUGCCCAUGCAGACGAAAUCAAUCCCGACUCCAAUUUGAAGUCGGUAUCUAACCCCGUACGACUCUACGGCAGUAAUGAAGAUAUACUUGACGCUUAUUACGUUUUUAUCCAUCCUUAUUUCCCAAUCUUGCCCCCGUCUGAACAUCAGCCCGUGUCUAGCCGUCCAUUAGCUAGAGGCCCUCCAACCUUUGAGCCGACGAGCCCUCUUAGCCUGGCUAUUUCAGCCAUUCUGUCUCUGAUACCCCAUCCGAACGAAAGAAAUUCCAAGACGACAGAGUAUUUGAAGAGACGAAGGGAAUAUGCACAUUGUUUUGCACAAACGGCCCUUGGCGUCAUUGAAAGAGACUAUGAACUGCUCAGCAUGGGCCAGAAUUCACAGACUGGUCCAGCUGACACUACCAAAGCCUUUGAACGAGUACCGUUUCAUCCGAAGCUGGAAGUACCCCUGGAGGGCGUUGUGACAUUGUCAAUACUUAGUAUUUAUGAGUAUGCACAACGGGGGAACAUUGAUAAUAUGCUUCAACGGGCCAACCAGGCCCUUGCACUGGCCAUGAGUAUGUCCCUGCAUGAAGCGGUAGAGGAAGAACAGUAUGCAGACUCUAAACGGAGGGUUUGGUGGAUGACGUAUAUGAUGGCAUGUCAAGCAGCGGCUAUUAGCGGAACGUCUCCAGCCUUUGAUCUUUAUGAUCCAUGGUUUGUAACUCCAUAUCCGGAAGGGUGGAAACUCAUUGUCGAGGCCCAACAGGUCCUUGUCGAAUCUGCCGGAUUCGCCAAUGAUCUUGAUAAGACGAUGCUUGAAGCUGAUGACACAUCUUGGGUUUCCAAACGCAUGAAGGAGCUUGACAGGCAAAUAUCUUCUCUAUUAUUCUGCAGUCGAGAUGCUCCUCUUGUGUCUCAGAUGGCUCCACAGCCUGAAUCCAUUGAAUGCAUGACAUCGAAGGCCAUGAGGGAUUUUGCAGAGAUCAAGCUACACACGGCGCGGAUCAAACUGCAUCGACUGUGCGCUUUUCAAGAUAUUCUAUCUGGCUCUAUACGACAUCCAGAGGUAUCCAUACCUACGGACAGUAAUUCUCGGAUGGAUAUGCCGUUAGAAAUGAGCAGCGACUCUAGCCUGGUUGAAGACUUCUCGCUGAUGUCCCAGAUUCAUAAACUUCAGAUGCCGUUUUCUAGCGAAGAGUCAUCAAAGAUUUGUCUGCAUGCAGCACUCAACAUUGUCACAUUGCUCGAUAACCUUCUCUACCCGAAUCAUACCAGCGAUAUCCUAGCUAAUACACAAUACGCCCGUGGGGGGUGUGGCAAUGAACUGCCCCGAACCAUGCCAACGGUGGUAUGCUGCGGAGUGCAGUCCAGCUAUGCAAUGCUGAUGCUGGGUCUGAAAGCGCGGGCUAUCCAACACACCGCGCCUGACGACAUCAAUGCUCUGGAUACCACCUCUUUAUCCGACUUCCGGAACGAGCUAUAUCACAACUUACGGCUGAUCGUCAAGUUCUUAGAGAAUUACUCUAUUGCAUUCGAAGCCAUACAGGGGAUAAGUGAUAAAUUAAAUCAGGCCAUAGACCGAGAGUUCUUGGCGUAGAAGCAGCCCUCCUCCUUCGCGUAUCUGUGUUGGAAUUUUCCCCUUCAUUUCCUUUUUGUUUUUCUUCUUUAUUGUCAAUAGCCUUUAGCGACCUAGAUGAUUGAAUAGUGUUAUACCAUAGCGAUAUGUGUGUGAUGCAUAU